Molecule: messenger RNA, 525 nt
Organism: Paramecium pentaurelia
Lineage: Eukaryota; Ciliophora; Oligohymenophorea; Peniculida; Parameciidae
Source: the annotation of a GenBank genome assembly
AUGACUUAUAUUAUAAAUGGAAGAUUGUAGAAAGGACAAUAUAUUCUUCAAAUUAAAGCUAAUUGUCUAAUGGAAGAAUAGGAGUAAAACGAUUUUCCUUUGGCUUCUUAUGAAGAAGGCAUAACCAAGAUGAAAUUUUUGUUACAAAUUUCCAAUAAACAUCCAUUUUAUAUGAGGCUAAAGAAAAAGAGCAGGUCAGGCCUCUUAAUCCAUCUCAUACAGAACUUGUAGUUUUGAAAAAUAAAUCUUAAUAUUAUAUUAAAAUAUUUAGAUAUUCUUAUCUCUGUAGUUUAAAUAUAAAAUAUAAUUAUAUUACUAAAAUUUAUCAAAAGAAAAGACUUUCAAUUUCUAAUUAGCAUUUUAAGGAGAAAUUAAAUCAAAGUAACAUCAUAGAGGUAAUUAAAUCAAAAUUGAAAUUUAAGCCAAGCCAAGAUAAAUUGAAUGUGAAUAAUAAACUUAAGGUGAAAGAAGACUGCAAAUCUUUGAAGUAAACACUAUAUUUAAAUAAGAUUAUAUAGAAAGUGA